Sitodiplosis mosellana (orange wheat blossom midge) is the source of this 1414-nucleotide messenger RNA. RefSeq lists its product as uncharacterized. The transcript has 2 exons. The record is from RefSeq and is a predicted model, not a curated record. NCBI's taxonomy places the organism in Eukaryota, Metazoa, Arthropoda, Insecta, Diptera, Cecidomyiidae. Bases 101 to 1108 code for a protein of 335 amino acids.
GCAUUUAACUGCGUUCCACUUACAAAUUGGCAUUUGAGAAGAAGAGAGACUUUGGAAUAAUUUAAUUUAAUUUUUGUGAUUUAAACUGAAAGAAGGAAAAAUGAAAAAAAUUAUUGAAUUUCAUGUGUUUGCUAUCGAAUUGUACUCUGACGAAAAAAAUAAAAAAGUGAAUAGUGACAGAAAACAAAUGAAGAAAUACAUCAUAUACGAGGAGAAUGGAAAAAAAUAUUAUAGGUGUUUUACCGAUUCAAACAAAUUUUCUUAUUACAACGAACGUAUAUACGAACGAGCAUUGAAAUCAGAAAAUGGAACGAAAAUUCAUCAUGUAAAAUGUUUAUUCGAAUACGAUCACUUUUUGGUAAACGGACCAGCCUUAUACCUCAAAAAUUCAACUUGGGAAUUCAUCAAAUUUGUGCUCAGAGAAUACAUGCCUUUUGGCAUAUUGGAUUUGAAAGUGUUUCCUAUAGCUAGAGAAAUUCUAAACCAGUACACUGAUGACGAAAAAAAAUUUCAAGAACUUUUCAAACUAAUCCCGAUGAAGUUUGUGCCGGAAAAUAAAACGGCUAAGAAAAUCAUGCUUGACAAACUACAAAAUGUAGUAGAAGCAUUGUACAAAGCAAUAGACAGUGGAGAGGAUUCUCUACACCACUUCUGUGAACAGUUUCUCAGAAUAAAAAUAUCGGAACCAAAGCAAAAUACUGAUUAUGAAAACAUGAAGGAGAGUUUUGCAGACUUAAAAUGUUAUGAUGUUAAAAAUAUUUUCAAGGUGGAAAAAUGUGAGGCAAAAUCCAAUCUCACAUCCGGAUCAGCUAUGAGGCUAUUUCAUUCCACUUACUGCAAUCAAAUGUUAAACAUUUUGAAAGACGGUCUACGCAUUGGAUCAAAUCUACCAGAUGUUAAACAACCGGAAACUAAGCGUGCUAAAGAAGGCAUUUACUUUUCUGAAAAACCAUACAUGGAAAAGUUUCACACUCAACACCCAACUGUACUGAUCCUAUAUUGUACAGUCGAUUCACCUAAAUUGUAUGGGGAGAGCAAAGGCCACUAUGUAGUCAGAAAAGAGGAGCAAGUGACAAUUGAUUACAUCAUAGAAUUAGUUACAAAUUAGUUAUAAUGAAAGUAAAUUGAACGUAAUUCCUAAACAUUCGAUGAUUCAAUAAAAAUCAUUGGAAGAAAUGUUUUUCUUCUGAAAAUGUGUAAAAUCGUCUAAAAAAAUAUAAAUUUUUCUAUUUCUUUAGACGAUUUUAUCGAUUCUUUUGACAAAUUCUUUAGAUGUUUUUUUCACUUUUUUUUAGACGUUUUUCUAAUGAUUUUAGACGAUUUCCCAAUGAGCCAAAAUCAUUUAACCAUCAAAAUCGAAAAUAAUUUUCCGUAAACAAUUUUAUCAAAAUCAUCCUCUAUAUUCGAUAAUUGG